AUGCAAUAGCAGUCAUCGAAGCACCUUGGUUAAGUAACAAUUUUGCGUAAGAGCAUCAGCUGUUUCAGGGAGGAAUCCUUCUGAAAAACCGGAAUCUUCUGUGUAUCGCUAGAAUUGCCGUGACGCUCUGGUUGUUUAGUUUAGAUACCCCAAGAAAGGGUUUGACAUCAUCUGCUGUUAUGAGGAAGCUUGCAAGGCCAGGCCCUUUGGGUGAUUUAUUUCAUAAGGGCUUUGUAUUUGGUUGUGUGGGUCUGACGCUUUAUGGAAUGCUAAUUGUUGGCACUAGAGCUCAUGCCUACUUUACUCAGAUAAAGCCCCAGCGUUUAGAGGAGAGAAGACGUUUGGCUGAACAAGAGCUGGCUGAAGUUGAGGCAUCUGGCAGUAAUCAGGAAGAUGCUGAAACUCUGAAAUUGUAGAAAGAAAACAAGUGCAUUACUUAAUCGUGAAGUGUUACAUAUUAGGAAAGACUGCAGUUCAGUGCUAUAGAAUGUAAUGAAAAUUAUUGUGCAGUAUUUUAAAGCUCUGUGAACCAAGAAAAGUGUGAACUUUGGUAAAGUUAGGUUAUCAGUGCUAGUCAAGUUUUUGUUUUUAACAUUUUGAAUAUACUUUGUUGGUCUCUCUUUUGUUUGGAGUAUCUUAAUUAAUUUGCUGUUUACUGACUAAAUUAGUACUAGUGUUGACAAUGCAUACCUUACGCCUACUUACCCAAGCAAAAUCAUGCCUUGCUCAACUCAGAGCAAAUGUUCGUUUUGUAAGUUCUAGCAGUUGCUUAUUUCAGGAUCCUUCAAAAGUUCCACCUGCACUCUGGAAACUUGGAAACCUUAAUCAUGUAGCCAUUGCAACACCUGACUUAGAAAAGAGUACAGCUCUGUACAGGGAUGUUUUAGGAGCAGAAGUGAGUGGUGUAGAGGCUUUACCAGAACAUGGCGUGUAUACAGUCUUUGUUAAACUUGACAACACAAAGCUUGAGCUUUUACAUCCCCUUGGAGAAAAUAGUCCAAUUCAGAAUUUCUUGGACAAAAACAAGAAUGGAGGUAUGCACCACAUUUGCAUAGAGGUUAAUGAUAUAAAAGCUGCCAUGGAGGACCUCAAAGCUCAGAACAUCCGAUGUUUGAGUAAAGAACCCAGGAUAGGUGCUCAUGGAAAACCUGUUGUAUUUUUACACCCUAAAGAUUGUGCAGGGGUUUUAGUGGAAUUAGAGGAGGCUUAAAUAUCUUAUGUAAUUGAUUUUCAGUUUUGUAUAGAUCUUUUGUGGGGUUGAAGAUUAUUUUAGUUGAUUUGGAAUGUAUUUUAGUUUAAAGUUGGACAGUAAACUGUCAUACACUAAUGCAAAUAGUAGUUGUAAAGAAAUGUGGAACAUUUUGUGUAUAUAGAUAAUUUGAUUUUUCGGUAUAAACACAGUAUAGCAAGAAAAUGUCUUUGUAUGAAAAUCCAUAUUUUAUAUGAAAAUAAGUCUGUAAUAACCAGGAACUUUUGAACAUCAUUGCUGUUAAUAGAUGACUUUUGGACUCCUUUAGCUCUUUGAAUCUUUUAAUUGUUACUAAUAGAAAUAAUUUCUGAAAAAGAAUGUAAGUAAAGAUAUAACAAUUCUACAGCUAAUUUGAUAUUAGUUAAAGAUGGGAUUUUGAAUUAGAUCAAGUAUUUAUUCCGAAUGUGUACAUAAACCUGCAAAGGACCAUACAUGCAAAAUCUGGAUUGUUUAUUGUUGAUAUAACUUAUUUGCCAGACAUAGCUAAGAGAAGCUGGACAGAAUAAAUGCUUUAAAUUUAUUGAAGCUUGUAUCUUCACUCAGGGUUGCUGUGGAUACAUGUAUUAUCCGAAACAUUCAAUAUGCAAAGCUGUCAGAAUUGGAAUGCUUUUUUGUGGUAAAUAUCAAAGUGCUUAUAAAUGAACAUUCCAGAAGUUUUUAUGAGGGUUGGAGUUAUGGAAAUUGGCAUGUACGUAAGUAGUGAAAAGGGCACACUACCAACUCCCUCCCCCCCUGUGAAAACUAUUAAAAAGGAAAAUAAAUCCGGCAAAAUAUCCAA
Molecule: messenger RNA, 2027 nt
Organism: Macrobrachium nipponense
Lineage: Eukaryota; Metazoa; Arthropoda; Malacostraca; Decapoda; Palaemonidae
Product: ethylmalonyl-CoA/methylmalonyl-CoA epimerase-like
Exons: 4
Coding region: 683-1210 (175 amino acids)
Biological process (GO): L-methylmalonyl-CoA metabolic process
Cellular component (GO): mitochondrion
Molecular function (GO): methylmalonyl-CoA epimerase activity
Source: RefSeq, a predicted model, not a curated record